This is a messenger RNA of Verruconis gallopava, 3070 nucleotides long. RefSeq lists its product as uncharacterized. The transcript is spliced from 3 exons. Gene Ontology annotation, biological process: dephosphorylation. Gene Ontology annotation, molecular function: phosphatase activity. The record is from RefSeq and is a predicted model, not a curated record. NCBI's taxonomy places the organism in Eukaryota, Fungi, Ascomycota, Dothideomycetes, Venturiales, Sympoventuriaceae. The coding region runs from base 147 to 2456 and encodes 769 amino acids.
ACUUGGUCAGUCCCAGGCGUACGUGACCUUGUGGUUUGCACAUUUAACUCGCAUCCACAUCACGAUCUCAGCUCUUACAUUCCCGUUGCAUCCUACCAUGCAACACGAGCUUCGAUAAUGCUCCAUGCCCUCGCUUUAGAGCCAUCAUGGACCGUGCGAAGGUGCCCAUACCCAAGGUGGAAGACGUGACAUGUUGGCGAGGAGGGAAGAGCGUAAAGGGUACACUGCAUCUUUCGGCGCACCAUUUCAUAUUUCGAUAUGCGCUGCCUAAGCCAGAAGGCGAGGCUGCAACAAAUGCGCCGGAGAAGCAUAAGGAAAUGUGGAUCACGUAUCCCAUGAUAUCCUACUGCGUAUAUAGGCCUUCUCCACCUGCUUCUCACCAGCCACCCACGAUACGUCUGCGCUGUCGUGACUUCACGUUCAUAGCCUUCAACUUCCUCACAGACAAAGAAGCGCGUGCCGUGUUUGAGAGCAUACGCGCCUGCACAUGUAGGUUAGGCAGUCUGGACAAGCUGCUAGCCUUCUCUUAUCAUUCUGUACCAAGGGAGAAGAAGAUAAAUGGCUGGGCGUUGUAUGAUGCGCGCAAAGAGUUUGCGAGGCAAGGGAUUGGCCCGAAAAAUACAGACAAAGGAUGGCGGAUAACGGAGAUCAAUAAAGAUUAUACGUACUCGCCGACAUACCCGGCGGUACUUGUUGUACCAUCCAGUAUAUCAGACAAUGUGCUCAACUACGCGAAAACAUACCGCUCAAGAGCUCGGAUACCGGUGCUCACAUAUCUUCACCCAAUAAACAACGCGUCAAUAACGAGGAGUUCACAGCCGAUGGUUGGCGUUCGGGGCAACCGCAGUGCUCAGGAUGAAAAACUUGUUGCAGCCGUCUGGGCGUCAUCCAAGCCGACCAGACCGACAACGAAAUCAGCGCCAGCAACGCCUAGAGGAAGCAGAUCUACAUCAGACUUGUCAGACUUUGUUGACAGACCGUCUGCUGACAGUAUCGGGGAUUCACAAGCGGGCGAUGGGACUGGCAAGUCGAGUGAAUCCGACAUCAAAACAGUAAGCGAUGGCACAGGGUCAGAGUCAGGUGAACUACCACGGGUCUACGGUGCCCAGCAGAUGAACUUGAUUGUAGAUGCGCGGCCUACCGUGAAUGCGUAUGCAAUGCAGGCCGUAGGCAUGGGCACGGAGAACAUGGACAAUUACAAGGGCGCAGUGAAGGAGUAUUUCGGGAUUGACAACAUACAUGUGAUGCGCAAAUCACUUCAGGAUGUCAUCGAAGCCAUGCGUGACUCAGACUUCACGUCGCUGCCGCCAGACCGGGAGAAACUGGCAAAAAGCGGCUGGUUGAAACACAUCGGGCUCUUGGUCGACGGCGGCGUUCGAAUCGCGCGCCAAGUAGGCAUCUUCCAUUCUCAUGUUCUCAUACACUGCUCAGAUGGGUGGGAUCGGACAAGCCAGCUGAGCUCGCUUGCGCAGCUAUGCUUGGAUCCGUACUACCGCACGCUAGACGGUUUCAUCACGUUGGUCGAGAAAGACUGGCUCUCUUUCGGCCAUAUGUUCAGGCACAGGACGGGUCAUCUGAGCAGUGAGAAAUGGUUCGAGAUCGAGAACGAGCGUAUCGCAAAUGACAGAGCUAGUCUAAACGGCACACAGACAAGCGGUGGAGGUGGGAAUGCGUUCGAGAACGCGCUGUCCAAAGCACAGGGCUUCUUCAAGAAGAACGACAAAGAUUCGGAAGACUCUGACUCGGACGAGCCGCCAUAUUCGGGGAAGAAAACUUCCUCAUUGGAGGACCAAAAAUACGCGACCAAGGUCAAGGAAACCAGCCCGGUGUUCCAUCAGUUUCUCGAUGCGACAUAUCAGAUUAUGUACCAGUUCCCGACACGGUUCGAGUUCAACGAGCGAUUCCUUCGGCGGUUGCUUUACCACGUAUACGCUUGCCAGUACGGCACGUUCCUGUUCGAUAACGAAAAGGAGCGAGUGGAGUGGAGGGCCAAGGAGCGGACCAAGAGCGUGUGGGACUACAUCUACUCGAAGAAGGAGGAGUUCCUCAACAAGGACUACGACCCAGAGGUCGACGAUCAUGUCCAGGGCAAGGAACGAAUUAUCCUGCCCACCAAGGAAAAAGUGCGCUGGUGGGCUGAGAUGUUCGGUCGCACGGACGAGGAGAUGAACGGCCCCGCCGUCAGCGGUCCUCCCGCGCCGCCGAUGCUGGGGCCCGAGAUCAACUUGCCGCCCGUCGUCACGGGUGUCGAGUCGGCGAACCACGCUGCCGGCGUCGGUUCCACCAGACAUCCGGAGCCGCCGCAGACCAGCCGUGUCGUACAGCAAGGCCAGGAAGCCCUCAGCGCAGGCCUGGCCCGGCUGGGCAUCGGACGCGGCGACAGAGCCAGCCCCGGCCCGAGCCGGCCGCGCAGCCCGCGGUCGAGCAAGGAGCUGAUGGAGGUCGAGAUGCAGUAGCGGAUCCGGCGGCGCCGUGCGAGGACUUGACGCGGAGGCCGGGAGGCGGACAAAUGGCCCAGCAGCACGGCCACUCACUCAGCACGUAGCUUACAUCUAACGAAACUUAAUCCGACUUCUUCUUUCCCCGCCUCCGUCCUUUCCGUUGCUGACCCCACCCACCCAUUCCUUGCCCGAGCCCUUGCUACCCUCCUCCUCGUUCUCCACUGCUGUCCUUCAACCUUCCAUGUCCCUCUCGUGCCCUCCUGCUGCCCUCCCUCGUCGCCUCGCCGAGCAUUCGAUCGGUUUUCUGGGAGUCGGGGUGCCUGCGUACCGAAGCCGAAACGGACGUGCCGUCGCACGGCCAGGUGACCAGGUCUUGUCUGGAGCGGGACAUUGGGCUGGGCGGGGAGAAAGCGCGGAGGACGGGGACGAGGACGGGGGAGACUUAAGCGUCAAGGAAAAGUAAGAAAACACAAGCCUUUCUUUUUUUUGUGGAACGAGAGAGGAAAUCCCUCCCUUGCCGGACGCAAAGUUGACGCAGAACGACGCAGAUUAAGGUGCGCGGGAAAACCUCUUCUGUUUAGACGGGACAUACAUGUAUAGAUAUAUACAUACAUGAAUGCAUACGAACG